Molecule: messenger RNA, 7514 nt
Organism: Mustela erminea (ermine)
Lineage: Eukaryota; Metazoa; Chordata; Mammalia; Carnivora; Mustelidae
Gene: SMC1A
Product: structural maintenance of chromosomes 1A
Exons: 25
Coding region: 97-3798 (1233 amino acids)
Biological process (GO): sister chromatid cohesion
Cellular component (GO): chromosome; nucleus; cohesin complex
Molecular function (GO): ATP hydrolysis activity; DNA binding; ATP binding
Source: RefSeq, a predicted model, not a curated record
AAGCCCGGCCUGCACUGCGGCGUUUCCCGCGCGGGCUACCCCAGUUCCCGGGCGUACGGCGCGGCCUUUUGUACCGCCGCCGGCGCCGUCGCCGUCAUGGGUUUCCUGAAACUGAUUGAGAUCGAGAACUUUAAGUCGUACAAGGGUCGGCAGAUUAUCGGACCUUUUCAGAGGUUCACCGCCAUCAUUGGACCCAAUGGCUCUGGUAAGUCAAAUCUCAUGGAUGCGAUCAGCUUUGUGUUGGGUGAGAAAACCAGCAACCUGCGAGUAAAGACGCUGAGGGACCUGAUCCAUGGAGCUCCUGUGGGCAAGCCAGCUGCCAACCGGGCCUUUGUCAGCAUGGUCUACUCUGAGGAGGGUGCUGAGGAUCGCACCUUUGCCCGUGUCAUUGUUGGGGGUUCCUCUGAGUACAAGAUCAACAACAAAGUGGUCCAGCUACACGAAUACAGUGAGGAAUUAGAGAAGUUGGGCAUUCUCAUCAAAGCUCGUAACUUCCUUGUCUUCCAGGGUGCUGUGGAAUCUAUUGCCAUGAAGAACCCCAAAGAGAGGACAGCUCUAUUUGAAGAGAUCAGUCGCUCUGGGGAGCUGGCUCAGGAAUAUGAUAAGCGAAAGAAGGAAAUGGUGAAGGCCGAAGAGGACACACAGUUUAAUUACCAUCGCAAAAAAAACAUUGCCGCUGAACGCAAGGAGGCCAAACAGGAGAAAGAAGAGGCUGACCGCUACCAGCGCCUGAAGGAUGAGGUGGUGCGAGCUCAGGUGCAGCUGCAGCUCUUUAAGCUCUAUCACAACGAAGUGGAAAUUGAGAAGCUCAAUAAGGAACUGGCCUCUAAGAACAAGGAGAUCGAGAAGGACAAGAAGCGAAUGGACAAGGUAGAGGAUGAGCUGAAGGAGAAGAAGAAGGAGCUGGGCAAAAUGAUGCGGGAGCAGCAACAGAUUGAGAAGGAGAUCAAGGAGAAGGACUCAGAGCUGAACCAGAAGCGGCCUCAGUACAUCAAAGCUAAGGAGAAUACCUCCCACAAAAUCAAGAAGCUGGAAGCAGCCAAGAAGUCCCUGCAGAAUGCUCAGAAGCAUUAUAAGAAGCGUAAAGGUGACAUGGAUGAGCUGGAAAAGGAGAUGCUGUCAGUAGAGAAAGCCCGGCAGGAGUUUGAGGAACGGAUGGAAGAGGAGAGUCAGAGUCAGGGCAGAGACUUGACCUUGGAGGAGAAUCAGGUGAAGAAAUACCACCGAUUAAAAGAAGAAGCCAGCAAGAGAGCAGCUACCUUGGCCCAGGAGCUGGAGAAGUUCAAUAGAGAUCAGAAGGCUGACCAGGACCGGCUGGAUCUGGAAGAGCGGAAGAAAGUAGAGACAGAGGCAAAGAUUAAGCAAAAGCUCAGGGAGAUUGAAGAGAAUCAGAAACGGAUUGAGAAACUAGAGGAAUACAUCACCACUAGCAAGCAGUCCCUAGAGGAGCAGAAGAAGUUAGAGGGGGAGCUGACAGAGGAGGUGGAGAUGGCCAAGCGGCGUAUUGAUGAGAUCAAUAAAGAGCUGAACCAGGUGAUGGAACAGCUGGGGGAUGCUCGUAUUGACCGACAGGAGAGCAGCCGCCAACAGCGAAAGGCAGAGAUUAUGGAAAGCAUCAAGCGCCUGUACCCUGGCUCUGUGUAUGGCCGCCUCAUUGACCUCUGUCAACCCACACAAAAGAAAUAUCAGAUUGCUGUAACCAAAGUUUUGGGCAAGAACAUGGAUGCCAUUAUCGUGGACUCUGAGAAGACAGGCCGGGACUGUAUUCAGUACAUCAAGGAACAACGUGGGGAGCCUGAGACCUUCUUGCCUCUUGAUUACCUGGAGGUGAAACCUACAGAUGAGAAGCUCCGGGAACUGAAGGGGGCCAAGCUGGUGAUUGAUGUGAUUCGUUAUGAGCCGCCCCACAUCAAAAAGGCCCUGCAGUAUGCUUGUGGCAAUGCCCUCGUCUGUGACAAUGUGGAGGAUGCUCGCCGCAUUGCCUUUGGAGGCCACCAGCGUCACAAGACAGUGGCACUGGAUGGGACCCUGUUCCAGAAGUCAGGAGUGAUCUCUGGUGGGGCCAGUGACUUGAAGGCCAAGGCUCGGCGCUGGGAUGAGAAAGCAGUGGAUAAAUUAAAAGAGAAGAAGGAGCGGUUGACAGAAGAGCUGAAAGAGCAGAUGAAGGCAAAGCGGAAAGAGGCAGAGCUACGUCAGGUGCAGUCUCAGGCCCAUGGACUGCAGAUGCGACUCAAGUACUCGCAGAGUGACCUGGAACAGACCAAGACACGACAUCUAGCCCUGAAUCUACAGGAGAAGUCCAAACUGGAGAGUGAGCUAGCCAACUUUGGGCCUCGCAUUAAUGAUAUCAAGAGGAUUAUCCAGAGUCGUGAGAGGGAAAUGAAAGACUUGAAGGAGAAGAUGAACCAGGUAGAGGAUGAGGUGUUUGAAGAGUUUUGUCGGGAGAUUGGUGUGCGCAACAUCCGGGAGUUCGAGGAAGAGAAGGUGAAGCGGCAGAAUGAAAUUGCCAAGAAGCGUUUGGAGUUUGAGAAUCAGAAGACUCGCUUGGGCAUCCAGUUGGAUUUUGAAAAGAACCAACUGAAAGAGGACCAGGAUAAAGUACACAUGUGGGAGCAGACAGUGAAAAAGGAUGAAAAUGAGAUAGAAAAGCUCAAGAAGGAGGAACAAAGACACAUGAAGAUCAUAGAUGAGACCAUGGCCCAGCUACAAGACCUGAAGAAUCAGCACCUGGCCAAGAAGUCGGAGGUGAAUGACAAGAAUCAUGAGAUGGAGGAGAUUCGUAAGAAACUGGGGGGCGCCAACAAGGAAAUGACCCAUUUACAGAAGGAGGUAACAGCCAUUGAGACCAAGCUGGAGCAGAAACGCAGUGACCGCCACAACCUGCUGCAGGCUUGCAAGAUGCAGGAUAUCAAGUUGCCACUGUCUAAGGGCACCAUGGAUGACAUUAGUCAGGAGGAGGGUAGCUCCCAGGGAGAGGAUUCUGUGAGUGGUUCCCAGCGAACUUCCAGCAUCUAUGCACGAGAGGCCCUGAUUGAGAUUGACUACGGUGACCUGUGUGAAGAUCUGAAGGAUGCCCAGGCUGAGGAGGAGAUCAAACAGGAGAUGAAUACACUGCAGCAGAAGCUGAAUGAGCAGCAAAGUGUACUCCAGCGUAUUGCUGCCCCCAACAUGAAAGCCAUGGAGAAGCUGGAAAGUGUCCGAGACAAGUUCCAGGAGACCUCAGAUGAGUUUGAGGCAGCCCGAAAGCGAGCCAAGAAAGCCAAGCAGGCAUUCGAACAGAUCAAGAAGGAGCGCUUUGACCGCUUCAAUGCUUGUUUUGAAUCUGUGGCCACCAACAUCGAUGAGAUCUAUAAGGCCCUAUCCCGCAACAGCAGUGCCCAGGCAUUCCUGGGCCCCGAGAACCCCGAGGAGCCCUACCUGGAUGGCAUCAACUAUAACUGUGUGGCUCCUGGCAAACGCUUCCGGCCUAUGGACAACUUGUCAGGGGGGGAGAAAACAGUGGCGGCUCUGGCUUUGCUCUUUGCCAUCCACAGCUACAAGCCAGCCCCCUUCUUCGUCCUGGAUGAGAUCGAUGCUGCCCUGGAUAACACCAACAUUGGCAAGGUGGCAAAUUACAUCAAGGAGCAGUCGACUUGCAACUUCCAGGCCAUCGUCAUCUCUCUCAAGGAGGAGUUCUACACCAAGGCUGAGAGCCUCAUUGGAGUCUACCCCGAGCAAGGGGACUGUGUGAUCAGCAAAGUCCUGACCUUCGACCUCACCAAGUACCCAGAUGCCAACCCCAACCCCAAUGAGCAGUAGCAGUAGUUCUGCCCUCCUGCCCUGUCUGGAUCCCUAAGCUUCCCCUCUCCCAAUCUCUGGAUAUUUGGCUCCCAACCUCCCCCUACCUCCCGUCCCUGUUUGGUAUAGUCAUGGGAUUUAGGCAUUGCUGUCAAGCACGAAGAGGAACAGAGGUGAUAUUAGGUCUGGAGCAAAAAUUCCUGAGCUUCAGGGAGCAUCCUGGCCUUUGGAAGGAGGUGCUGAGCUGAACUGAGCUGAACAGGGCCAUCUGUCCAUCCCCUAUCUUCCCCUCUCCCAGACCUCCCCCCUCCUCCCUCCUCCCAUCACCCAUAAUCAUGGGUUGGGCCCCUUGCAUCUUGCUUGUGUGUGGGUAUGUAUGUGUGUAUAUAUGUGUCCGCAUGUGUGCAUAUGGGCGUGCUUGCAAAAUAAUAAAAGAUAUUGGAGAUCCAUUUUAGAAGGAGCCUAGGCUGAAUUUGAUUCCAAGAGAGCUUAGUAUGACAGCACCCCAGAGCUGGGCAAAGGUAUUCAGGACCUCAUAGGAAUCAGUCACAUGAAAUUGCCCUCAUUCACUCAUUUGUGUUUUUGUUCAUUUGUGUAUUCAUCAGACAUAUAUUGAGCACCUUCUAUUUGUCAGGCUCUAUUCUAGAAAUACAGAGCUAAAUCAGAUAUGGUCUCUACCCUCCUACCAAGGAGAUGCAGUGGGUUCAUGGUUUCUCGUGGUCAGCUGAAUCAUAUUUAUAGGUACUUAGAGUUUGAGAAGAGGAUGAUCACCUCCAGGCUUCCUGGAGAAGGUCACAUUUGAGCUGAACCUUGACAAUUGGUAGGAUUUGGUUGGGCACUAGGAGUGGAACCUGGGCUCUGGGGACAGACAUUUGUGGGUUCUAGUCCUUUUUUUUAAAAUCACUAGUUUGAUGUUGGGCAAGUCAUUUGACCUUUCUGUGCCUCAGUUUCCUCAUCUGUAAAAUGGGGCUAACAAUAUUACCUACCUCAUAGGAUUUAAUGAUGUCAAGCUCCUCACUGGGGGCCUUAUCCCUGCUUGGAGCCCACUAGGUGCCAACCCCUCAGAAUAAAAGCCUUCUCAUACCUGGACCCCUGAGGGGUCUGAUCCCAGUUGUUGGGGAUGGAAAGACUCUCCAGAUCUGGGAGAUGCUAAAUGCCUUGGUUACUGAGAAAGUUCCAGGGCACUGAUGGGGUUUACCCGGUAAGUGAAGGGCUUAAGGAAGCCUAUAGCUUCAAUCAUGUAUGGUAACCAGGUGCCUGGGCCCCAACCCGGGUCAUGAGGAAGUCGGGGAGAGGUAGCCUGGGCCACAUCCCGGCCGAAUAUGUGUGAAGUUCCUUCUGGGAACUAACCUGUGUCAGCUGCAGGGACCGUGCAGAGGCAGCAGAGCCUGCUGCCAUGAGGUCAGCCUAUGCUCGUUCUCAUACACUGUCAGACCAUCACCUUGUCCUGAUUGUAUACCACAUUCUUGUUUCUUCAAAGUUAAAUUUGUUCUGAUUACUCAAGUGACUCAUGAAUCCAUUCUCUAAGAUGUCAGAUUUAUAAGUAGAGCUAGCCUUGUUUGACUACCAUUGCCCGUCCCCUUCUAAACUGCUGUUAUGUUUGUUGUACAUCCAUCUAGACAGUUUUAAGACUUUGACAUAUAUGAGCUCAUUGAAAAUAUUGUGUAUUUAAUACAAAUGGUAUAUUGAGUCGUUCUGCAGUUUGCUUUCCUUGUUUAACAGUUUUUGAGAUCUAUGCAUGUUUUUGCUAAAUGUAGAUUCAAUUCAUCCAUUGUAAUUGCCAUAUGGAGUGCCAUCAUAUGACUCUAUCACAUCGUACCCAUUUCUUUUGUGAUAGCUAGUUAAGACUGUUUUCUCUUUUUGCUAUUACAGAAUACAACACAGGAACAUUUGUGUGUGUGUGUGUGUGCGCGUGCGUGUGUAUAUGAGUUUAUCUAGGGUUGCUUCCUAGAAGUUGAAUUGCAGAGUCAUAGACUAUUUAUAUUUUUGUUUUAAAUAGAGGCUUCCAAAUUGCCCUCCUGUACUAUUUACUCAAUCUUUUUCUUGAGGUUGUCUUAGGUGUAACAUUGUUAUCUACUUGAGUUUUAUCCUAAGUAGUGAUAUCCAUGAAACCAUGGAUUUGAUAUGCUAAUUAUGUAUUUUUCUAAUACAUAUUGAAAGGCAUAACUCAAAAUAAAUUUGUCUUUGUUCAACCAAAGAAGUCACAUACCACCAGUGGUACAUGUGCUGUAGUUUGGGAAAUGCUGGCAUAUCUGAAAGCACAAUUUGGGAGUCGCCCUGGUUCAAAUCCUAGCUGUAGAAACUUGAGCUCAUUACUUCACCUCCCUGGAUCUCAGUUUCCUCACAUAGAAAAGGACUUAAUCUGUGCCCUAUUUGCAGCCAUGUAGGGAAGAUGAAGUGUGCUGGAAGGAGUUUGGCUGAUACCUAGAUCCUCCCAGGCCUUUCAGGGUAGCAAUUGCUAUUUGCCCCACUUUACAAAUGAGGAAACUGAGGCCCAGGAAGUUUAAGUGACCCAGCUACCAGGUAACAGUAAGAAUUUGAACCCAGGCCCCCCCCAAUUCAGUCUUGUGCUUUCUCCACUACAAGGGUGGUUUUCAACCUUGGCUGUGCACCAGAAUCACUUGUGAAGAUUUUUCUUUUUUCUUUUUUAAAAAUCAAAGCAAUAUAUACACCAGGUAGGAAGUAAAAUAGUACAGAAGGGCUUACAAUGCAAAGCAGCUGUUCCCUGCUGCACCCCCACAUCCAAAGGAUGUGGAGCUCCUUGCUCUGGUCCCACCCCUGGAAAUCUAAUUCAGUAGGUGUGGAUAAUAAUCUGGAUACCUAAUUCUUACCUCACAUGGUAGAAAGGAUUAGAUGAGAUGCCUUGGACUAAAGCCUGGCCCACAGGGGCACAAGUGCUGCAGAGCACUUAGGUCCUAAGGAUCAGAGAGGUGAAAGGCUUUGUCCUAGAACCCAGUGGGUCAUUGGUAGAAUCUAGGCUUCAACUAGGAGGGAUCUCUGCUUGCCCAGUGCUUUCCCACUGUGCCGCCUGCUUUCUAUCAUCACAAAGGAGCAUGUGCUCAGUGAAGGCUGUGCUCACGUGAGAGCUUAUGGCACAGUGUGUUUCCAGGAGUAAGCUGGAUCCAAAUAGAAUCCCUAGGACUUGUUGGAGGAUGCUAGGUUGACUCCCUUAUACCCUGGACCCAGUAGCCUUGGUCUGGGGAGUUGAAGGGUGCUCCAUGACCGUGUUUACCUUUAACUGGGCACUUCACUCUGGGAAUCACUGUGUUGCCCACCAGGGACAUAAACAUGAGUCAAAUCUUUACCCCACCUUUGAGGAGCUCACUAGUUAGGGGAGGCAAUUCCUAGAACAGCCGUUAAGCAUGCAGUCUGAUAGCCCUCUGAUAGGAGUGUGGAAAAGGAAGGGCCUGUAGCUUAUACAGAGGUUCAGGGAAGGCAUCCUCUAGUCUAGGAGGUGACACCUGAGCUGAGUCUUGAGAGCCUGGUCGGAAUUACCUAGUUGAAGUGGAAGGAAUUUUCAGGGAGUGGGGACAGUAUGCACAAAAACCUGAAGACAAGAAACAGCAAAAACAGUUGAGAAGUACUGAAACAAGAUUUAACAGAGUUCAGAUUUCUUUCAUGAGACAGCGUGGUUCCCAAACUGGCUAUGCACCAGAACCACGUGGAGCACUCUGGGCUCCAUCCUCAAAAAGUUUGAUUUCUGUAACUGGGGUGAUGCCUCAAGAUCUUGAGUGCUU